Messenger RNA from Sphenostylis stenocarpa, 195 nucleotides. The record is from the annotation of a GenBank genome assembly. NCBI's taxonomy places the organism in Eukaryota, Viridiplantae, Streptophyta, Magnoliopsida, Fabales, Fabaceae.
AUGCGUUAUGCACCAAGAAUCAGCAUUUCGACAAUAAGAAAUGCAUGGCAAGAGCUGGUAAUUCUUGCCACAAAUGAGGAGAUAGACGAAGGUAGUUUGUUAUGCAUGCCUGUCGGAAUCAGGAAUUAUAGUGGUUACACAAAAGCAAGCUUAUUCAGCACAACUCCUAAGCUUGUUUUUGAAUAUAUUGUGUAG